GCAAAUGCAAAUGCAAAUGCAAAUGCAAAUGCAGAACCAACAGCAUACCCCCAACAACCGGACAUCCUCAUUCAGCGACGACGAAUACGACGAUAUCUUCACCGAUCUGGCAGACCACAGUCAGGAUAUGGAUAUGUCUGGGUGAUUGAUAUCUUCAUUCCAACCCCGGAGGGGACGGGUGAUACAUGAUAGAGUUGUUUCAUGGCUACUGUUAUAGAUACUGUUUGUGUGCGUUUGGUGUAUGGUGUUGGGUUUGUGUCGGUUUAGCUGGGUUGUUUUUGUUUGAAUGUUGUUGCUUUGGGGAUUUAUAUGGGCUUGGGUCAGUUUUGAGGCUCAGGAUCUAGUCUUAU
Messenger RNA from Aspergillus candidus, 350 nucleotides. RefSeq lists its product as uncharacterized. The transcript has a single exon. Lineage: Eukaryota; Fungi; Ascomycota; Eurotiomycetes; Eurotiales; Aspergillaceae. Bases 186 to 344 code for a protein of 52 amino acids. The record is from RefSeq and is a predicted model, not a curated record.